Siniperca chuatsi (mandarin fish) is the source of this 1982-nucleotide messenger RNA. It is a transcript of the gene fam3a, whose product is annotated as FAM3 metabolism regulating signaling molecule A. The transcript has 10 exons. Lineage: Eukaryota; Metazoa; Chordata; Actinopteri; Centrarchiformes; Sinipercidae. The coding region runs from base 324 to 1019 and encodes 231 amino acids. The record is from RefSeq and is a predicted model, not a curated record.
ACUGGGGGUUGGCAAUAUCUCCGGAAGACAGAUUGGAUACAUUCAUGGACUAACCAAACAUCAUUUUUUCCAUGCUUGUUAAAAGCUCACCAAUGAAACGUGUGUAAAUGGUCGACUAAGCAUAUUGGCUUCAGACUGUCUUCUCAUUGAAAGCUGAUUUAUUACAGGAGAGCUCAAUGAGGAAACAGCGCAAGAAAUAAUCAAAGUCCCUGGUGGCACGAGCAACAGCUCUUAUUUACCGUAGAUUACAACCUAGCAAAGGUGACAAGAAACGGUAAUACUCACCUGAAGCGUGGACACAGCACGUCUAUGAGAGGUGAAUCAUGAGAUUAACAGGCCCCCUGAGAGUUGUGGCUGUGCUGCUGUUGGUCGGGCUCACCUGGCUGCUGGCAAACACCUUAUUUGGAGGGGAGAGUGGUUCAUCUGUGCGGCAUUUCUUCAGCGGUAAGAGAGGUGCAAGUGAGGAACCAACGCCUGCUGAACCCCGCCCUCGAAGGUAUAAAUGUGGACUUUCUGCUCCCUGUCCCCCAAAACAUUUGGCUUUCCGCCUGGUGUCUGGUGCUGCCAAUGUCAUCGGGCCCAAAAUCUGCCUGGAGGACAAGAUGUUACUGAGCAGUGUGAAAAACAACGUUGGCCGAGGACUAAACAUAGCUUUAGUCAAUGGGGUGACAGGAGAGCUCUUGACCACAAAGACCUUUGAUAUGUGGGCAGGAGAUAUUUCUGACCUGUUGAAGUUUCUGCGGCCGCUCCAUGAAGGAACACUCGUGUUCGUGGCUUCCUUUGAUGAUGCAGCUACAAAGUUGAAUGACGAGUCUCGACGACUGUUUGAGGAGCUUGGGAGCACGGCAAUAAAGGAGCUGGCCUUUAGAGACAGCUGGGUGUUUGUUGGAGCCAAGGGCAUCGAGAAUAAGAGUCCCUUUGAGCAGCGUAUGAAGAACAGUAAGAGCAGCAACAAGUAUGAAGGUUGGCCCGAGUCUCUGGAGAUGGAUGGCUGUAUUCCUCUGCGGCCACCCCUGUAAGGAUAAUUCUGCCUGAUACUCUCUCACGUACAGUACAGCAACACUCGGAGUGUCAGCAGUGGAUCCAAAUGACAAAGAGAAAGCCAGGGAAGUGCCGAAUGACAAAAAAACAUUUUAUUUUCCCUCUUGUGGAAGAGGCAUGAGCUGAAUGCAAAGAUUGUCUUGGGACUUGAUAUAUUGAAUAUUGCUGGAACCUGUUGUAGAAGAUUUAAGCUUAGUGUAACAGCGACAAGUGAAUGAAUACAGCUGGAGUAGGUCUUCCAAAGCCAUUGUAGGAAAUGGAUAUAUUUCCUCACUGCAACACUGCCUGUAGAGUGUCAAUAUUCUGUGCUUGAGCAACAGAAAUAUGAAACGUUGAAUACCUGCACGUCAUUUGAUGUUCAGCGAGAUUUUGGGCAGAUUUUAUAUUUAAAUCCGUUAAUAUAUUUUCAUCUGUGAUAUAUAUAUUUCAGUGAGUGAUAUGUUAUGCCUAGUGUUAGCUACCAUUGUUUACUUAGAACUUGACGCACUGCAGUUAUUGCCACAUGUUUACAGAUUUCUUUAGACAAGUUUGGCCUCUGUCAUUUUCCCUUGCUAAAACUAUUUAUUUUAAUACUUAUAUUAGAAAACACAACAGACAGAUUCAUAGUGUGGGUUCAUCAUAACACCGCCCAUGGUUUUAAUGUUUUCUCGGGCCUGCAAGCAUCUUUCCACUGAGUGCUUUGUUUAAGGAUUCAAACUAAUUGUGUGGUUGUGUAUGUCGUACAUGUUGAGUGUAUCUGUCAGGCAUUUUGCAAGCCUAACAUGCUGGAAAUGCAAAGAAAUUAAAAAUAUUAUUUUAUAUGUAUGAUUAGAAGUCCAUUUUAGCUGCCUUUGUCUGAAUUAUGUUGUUACGUCCUAAGUGUAAAGAUUUUUCUACAAAGCAUUUUAGUCUGUCUUUAUUAUUGUGACAACAAUGCUAAUGAAUAAAAAUGUCCGAAUAUG